UAAACAUAACCAGCCAGUCCUGUCUGCCCAUCCUGUCCUCUUUUAAUAUCUUGUGCUUGGCUAUAAUUAACUUUGCAAGUUAGCAUCAAAGCUGAUGGUCAGCAUACCACAGAGGUCAUGCCAUAGCUACGGAUACCACGAAGGUCCAAGAAGGACCCCGUCCCAGCAGACACAGAAAAGGAUGACCUGCAUGGACAGACCUCCAGAUAUGCUGGAAACUUCUUCAGAACAACAGUUGGAAUUGCGGAGUGAGGGACAUGCAGACAGAUUUUUCACUACAGCUCUCCUGCUGAGGGGACAGGACCUGCUUGUGGAUACAACCGUGACUUUGGGUCAAAAGGACUAUAAAGCCCAUGGCCUCCUUCUGGCUGCAGUCAGUUCUGUCUUUCUGCAACGUUUAGAAUGUGGGGUGCAAGAAGGGAUGAAUCUGGAUGGUGUGACCACACCGUCUGGCUGGGAGGCCAUUUUGAAUUUUGCCUACACAGGAGUGUUAGAGCCCACCCCAAUUGUGGCCGGAGACAUCCUGGAUGCAGCUGAGGCCCUAGGUGUCCCUCGUUUGGCUGAAAUAUGCAAGGUAGUAUUGAUAGGAAUAGAGAAUGAAGAUAGACUAAGUCCAGUGGAAGAGAAAUGGAAGACACUACAGAGGCUUGAAGAGCUGUACAAUGAAGGCAUCGGUUGGGACAUGGAACUUAAAGCUGAAGGAGAUACAUUUCGAGUUCACCGCUUAGCCUUGGCUUGUGGCUGUGAAUUCUUCCAUGGUAUGUUUACCAGCGGCAUGAAGGAAACUCAACAGACCAAGGUUCCUCUUUGCACCCAAUUCACUGCCGCUGAUCUGGGGUUGAUCAUCUCCUUUGCUUACACAGGAGUGCUGAGAGGUGGAUGGGAUUAUAUAUUUGAAGCUGCACAAGCUGCUCUUCAAUAUCAAGUCUCUGGCAUCUUGGACCUCUGUCUGGAUCUGUUCCACUACAAGCUCACUCCAGAAACCUGCUUGGAUGUUCUGUCUUUUGCCCGUGCUUAUAGUCUACAUGAUCUUGAAAGCACUGCAGAGAAGUUUAUAUUAAACAACUUUGCUUGUGUCAUGAAAACGGCAAAGUUCCUAGAUCUUCCUGUAAACCAGCUGGUGGACUUUCUUAGUUCUGAUUCACUCUACAUCCUCUAUGAACUAGAAGCUUUCCAAGGAGCUGUCCAUUGGUUGACUGCUGACUGGGCUGGGCGGAUGAACUGUGCUGAGAAAGUGUUGCAAUGCAUCAGAUUCCCACUGAUGUCCACUCAAGAGCUCAAGCAGGUGCGGAAAGAAGAGAUGAUGGCUAAUCCUGGUCGCCUCUACAAUCUCAUGGUUCAAUCCUUAGCUAGCAUUCCACCAGGUCCUUCCAAGAUGGAGCAACUUCCUUGCCGGGUGAGAUAUCCAGAGAAGGUCAUUGUGAUUAGCGGAGGAGAUACUUUGACAACAAAUAUGGCUACUCGCAGCCCAUGCCAAGAUUUCUGGUUCACCCACCGCUUCCUCAAUGGCAUCGGCUUGGUCAAACAAGUGGAGUGGCGUCGUCUUGGGUACCUUCCAGAGAAACCACGAUUCCGACAUGCUGUAGUCGUCAAAGACAAUAAGAUGUACCUCUUUGGGGGGAAGCAUUUUUAUGGCGUCAGGGAUACUAUGUGUUCAGUGUUCAGGUUUGAUCCUCUUUGCGGGAGUUGGGAGCGACUAGCUGACAUGACCAAUUGCCGGAGCUAUUUUCCUGCAGUUUUCCUGCAUGGUUUCUUCUACGCUCUAGGGGGGAGCUCCAAUGAGGUUUAUUGCCUGGAUUCUGUGGAGUGCUAUGAAACUCAGAGUGACACAUGGAGGCCCUGUGCACCCUUGCCAACCCCAGUCUGUGGCCAUGCAGCUUGUGUCUUGGAUGGAUGGAUCUACAUCACGGGAGGCAGCGACGGCUCGUGCCGCUGUCAAUCCUCCCUGAUUCGCUAUCGCCCAGAUGGUCCACCUCUCCUUCUGGCCUCCAUGCAGGAAGAGCGUGCUGGGCACAUCAUGGAGGUGCUGAAUGGUCGGAUCUAUGUGGCUGGCGGUCUACGAUGGCGGGACGGGCACGGGGGCUACGCUGACCAACUGGCUUGUGAGAGGUACAGUCCAGAUCAAGACCUGUGGGUCACCUUGCGCCCACUUCCCCAAGCUCACGUCAUCGCUGCCUCUGCCAUCUUGAACGGAGAGCUCUACAUUCUUGGAGGCUACAGCCAUAACACCUAUCGAGACACGCAUCUCAUUCACUGCUACAACCCUGCCCACGACCGUUGGGUCAACCUGGGGACGUUGCCCCAGGCUUAUGCUGAUCUAAAGGCCUGCAUUUUAGAAAUACCCUCCUCUUACAGACAAAGUGAGCCCUCAGUCACAGAGGCUCCCAACUUGGACAUCCCUCCUGAUGCUUCACUGGAUGUGCCCUACCAAAACUCUGGAUCAAGCUGCUGAAAGGCUUGAAGGUAGCCUACUGGCACAGGUCCUGGAUUUGCAUGGAGAGACCCGGGUUCAAGUGACUUCCUUGGGUGAUUUUGGGGUUGUUGUGGUGGGGAUAAAACAAGGGGAGAGGAGAGAAGGACUGUUCCGUGUAUGCUUUGAGUUGUCAGCUAAAAGGCAAUAUAAAUGCUAAUGUUAGCAAAAAUGGAGGCAGCUCUCAACUUGCAACCAUUCAGUAACCAUUCAAAGUUGCAACAACGCAUUGAAAAAUGUGACUUACGACUGGUGCUUGCACUUAAAACCAACGCAACAUCCUUGCGGUCACAUGACACAAAUUUGUUUUUUUAGCAAGUAGCAUUUAUUUAUGAUCGUUGCAGCAUCCCAGGGUCAUGUGAUCUCCAUUCGUGACCUUCCCGACCGGCUUCUGAUAUGCAAAAUCAAUAGAGGAAGCCGGACUUGCUUAAGGAGUUCAUGGUUCAUUUAACAACUGCAAUGAUUCACUUAACCGUGGCCAAAAAAAAAAAAAAGUUGUAAAAUUAACUAUGACUCACUUCGCAAUCGCUUUGUUUAGCAAUGGAAAUUCUGGUUCCAGUUGUGGUUGUUAAGUCAAGGGUUACCUGAAAUAAUAUUAUCUUUAUUUCUCACUAAUAACAAUAAUAACUGUAUUUCCCCCCUUGGAUUGCCACUUAAUGCAAAUUAGCACUGAAAAAUAUUUUUAUCUGUUUGAAAAAGCAAAGAGACCGGAGAAAGAGCCCUCAUUUCCAUAUGCAGAUAUGAUUUCUUUGCAGCUGGAUUUUUGUGCAGGUGAACUCAGUUGGACUGUGCAGACACAACUCAAGUGAAAACCAUUGAAAAGGCAGAAAUAGUAAUAUGUUGGUUGAGGUUCUAGAUCACAUGAGGAGGGCUCCACUUCCAGGACAAGGGGCGCACAAAUUCUUUGAGUGGUAGUGGUUCAGGCCAGGAUGAUUUCAUGUAUGUUGUGAUUAAAAUUAAACCUAAUUAAUAUUAUUCUCUGGUCCUGCUUCUCACCCCCAACUUUCACCAAAGCUACACCCUUUUAAUAUCUACCUGCUCUGCAUCUGAUAAAGGCAUCUAAUCUGUACACAUGAGAAGUCAGGCAAACAACACUACAGUGAAUCUCUCCUCACUAACUUCUUAAGAAACAGGCAUCUAUCUGCCCCAUUGUGGGGUAUUUCCUGGAUGACUUUCUCUGCAUUUGGAAAAGCUAACCAGGGUCAUGCUUACUGUUAAAUGGCACUUUUAUUGCCAUAAAAGGAAUCUAAGUAACUCCAGAACCUUACGGUAUAUUCUAGGCUCUGCUACAACAAAAAAAGUUAAGAAUUGUCUGAACUGUAUAAUCCAGUGUUUCUUAACCUAGGCAGCUUCAGGAUCUGUGGACUUCAACUCCCAGAAUUCUCCAGCCAGCAUACUGGCUAGGGAAUCCUGGGAGUAGAAGCCCAAACUUCUUAAAAGUUGCCAAAGUUGAGAAACACAGGUAUGACUACUAAAUAGUUGAUUCAUGAUACUCAGUUGUUGAUUAAAAGUGUAAGAAUAGAAUAGAAUAGAAUAGAAUAGAAUAGAAUAGAAUAGAAUAGAAUAGAAUAGAAUAGAAUA
This is a messenger RNA of Crotalus tigris (Tiger rattlesnake), 4051 nucleotides long. It is a transcript of the gene KLHL33, whose product is annotated as kelch like family member 33. The coding region runs from base 95 to 2452 and encodes 785 amino acids. NCBI's taxonomy places the organism in Eukaryota, Metazoa, Chordata, Lepidosauria, Squamata, Viperidae. Gene Ontology annotation, molecular function: protein binding. The record is from RefSeq and is a predicted model, not a curated record. The transcript has 5 exons.